This is a messenger RNA of Misgurnus anguillicaudatus (oriental weatherfish), 1943 nucleotides long. RefSeq names its product aquaporin 7 (gene aqp7). Gene Ontology annotation, molecular function: water channel activity; glycerol channel activity; urea transmembrane transporter activity. Gene Ontology annotation, cellular component: plasma membrane; basolateral plasma membrane. The record is from RefSeq and is a predicted model, not a curated record. Lineage: Eukaryota; Metazoa; Chordata; Actinopteri; Cypriniformes; Cobitidae. Gene Ontology annotation, biological process: water transport; glycerol transmembrane transport.
GCAUAAAAAGACACUGCUUAGCUGACCACACUGCAGGAAGUACAAUCCAACAAAGGUUUAGGAGAUCCAUUCAAAGAGUCUGAACAACCUUGAAAACAAAGAAAAGUUCAAAUAAAGAAACAGAGAGGGAGAAAAUGGAGGAAGGUGGUAUUCGAGGCCAUGUGCCACAGACUAUUGUGUCUAUGCUGAAAAUCAAGACUGAAUGUAUUCGUGUGUUCCUGGCAGAGACCCUCUGCACGUACAGCAUGAUGGUAUUUGGUCUUGGGUCUGUAGCACAAGUGGUCACGGGAGAUGGUAUAUUCGGAGAGUAUCUCAGCAUAAACAUAGGCUUUGCACUAGGUGUGGCUAUGGGCAUGCACGUUGGUGGAAAGGUGUCAGGUGCUCAUAUGAACGCAGCCGUUUCUUUCACGAUGUCUGUGUUUGGCCGUUUGCGCUGGAAGAUGCUUCCCCUCUAUGUUUUCGCUCAGUUUCUGGGUUCCUUCUUGGCUGCGGGGACCGUGUUUGUCAUUUACAAUGAUGCUAUUUAUCAUUACUGUGGUGGCAAUUUCACUGUGUCUGGUCCCAAAGCAACAGCUGGAAUUUUUGCAACAUAUCCGGCUCCUUACCUCUCAAUCUACACCGGAUUCCUUGACCAGGUUCUGGGAACUGCCAUGCUGUUGCUAUGUCUAAUGGCUCUGGCUGACCUGAAAAACAAGCCGGUGAUACCGGGAGGGGAACCUGUUGGUGUGGGUCUUCUGGUGCUUCUCAUUGGGAUCUCGCUGGGGAGCAACAGUGGCUAUGCCAUCAAUCCCACACGAGACCUGGGACCAAGAGUCUUUACACUGAUGGCAGGUUGGGGCCUUGAGGUUUUCAGGGCAGGCAAUGGCUGGUGGUGGGUACCUGUGGUGGCACCUUUAUUCGGAGGAGUGCUCGGGGCUUUAAUCUACACAGCAUUUGUAGAGCUACACCACCCCGAUCACAGUAGCACAGAGGCGUUGUCUACAGAUGAUCCUGCAUGUGUUCCUCUGGAAAAAUACAACAACGGGAGUACAGAGAUAUGUAUAUGAGAAUUUCACUCUGAGACCGGAUAAGUUUAGUAUUGGGACCAUUAAAAUGAAGGUUUCCAGGCAUAUCAUGAGAAACAGAUAUUUGGCGAGGCCAAGUUUCUCAGUGAAUGUAAAUCUGGGGUGUAUGUUUUUAUGGAGCUAUAAAGGAAUAAGCUAUUGAAAAACUAGGACUCCAGACUGCCAAAAGUCUGAUUUUUUUUAAUAAAUAUCAAGCGUACAACACUUCAGUCAACAUGUUCGUAUGCAUAUCUCAUAGGCUUUUGGCAGUGUGAUGAAGUCAUCGUUUAUUCACUCCGUGUCUUCCCGAAACCCCCUGGCCUUUAGUUGUGGCUGAAACCUGUGCUUGUUUCUUUUUGGGGGUGGGUGGUUUGGUUUUGCCAUUGAACGCCUUGGCCGGGUCCAGUUUGUUCAGUACAGAAUCAUUGGUUGCAUCUGGAUGGGCGUCUACGUGGAACGUAAGGGGUUGGUAGAGGGCGGCCCACUGCUGUAUAAAAAGAUCAGCAGAGUCAUUGUUCAAUGACAUCUAGUUUGGUAUGUAUUUUAUUCACUUGUUGAUUAAAAUCAGAUGCUGUUAUUAUUAGAUGCAGGCAAUUAAAUGUGUUUUAACAGGUCACUUAAAGCACCGCGGAGAAAGAAAUGGGGACUCAAAUUGAUCCAUUGGGAAUUAAGUGGAUUGUAGGAAGUGGGUGUUUUUUACCAUAAUGGAAUAAGAAUUGAAUAAUAAGUAAGCUUGGUGAUAUCAUCAGUAACAUGUAUAGGUCAUAAACAAUAAGAAAAGAAAUGUAUAUGAGGACAGUAACUCAAUUCAUGUUCACUUUAGGUAAAAAAAAAAGGAUGUUGCAUAUUGCUUGUGUUAUUUUCUUAUAUAUUAAAAAGCCAUAUUUUGCAAAUACAUCA